This is a messenger RNA of Cucumis melo (muskmelon), 1374 nucleotides long. RefSeq names its product protein PLANT CADMIUM RESISTANCE 10. The transcript is spliced from 5 exons. NCBI's taxonomy places the organism in Eukaryota, Viridiplantae, Streptophyta, Magnoliopsida, Cucurbitales, Cucurbitaceae. The record is from RefSeq and is a predicted model, not a curated record. The coding region runs from base 395 to 1081 and encodes 228 amino acids.
AGAAAGCAAAAAAAGGAAGAAGAAGGAGGGAAAAAAAACCGAUAAGCUGGUUUUGUUGCUGAUUUUGCAACGCAGAUUUGCAGUAGGUUUGGGGGCGGUUUGAUCGGAAAACCGGCCCGACCGCCUGUUGCUCACCCUUAGCAAUGAACAAAACUACGAAUAUAUAAAGAUUCGAAGUUGCUGACUCCGGCGACUUGACCAUCCUCGAUUCUCUCCGAUCCCAUUCGCAUUCCCUCCGGUUAUUCUCCGCCGCGCUUUUCCGGCUACGAAGACGAUCAAGCACUCGGCAGAAAUCGGCCUACUUUGAUCCACAGUUUCACGUCCUGAUUUAAUCGAGCAUUCACCGAAAUGAAAUGUGCAAAGUGAAUCGGUAGAUCAAAGUGUAAAAACCAUAAUGAGGGGUGGGUGGAGUGUAGGUUUUACGAAUUGGAUAUUGAUGAUUCUUGAUGAAGCUUACAGAUUGGAUUCGUUUGAAAGAAAUUGGGAGGAAUACUUUGUGUAUCAGCGCAAUAUGGAUGGCCCGAGGAGUUAUGUCCCUCCUGCAUAUGUUCCAAUAAGCCAGUCUGAUUCAGAAACGGAGAUUAUUUCCAGAGACGAGAGCAACCCCACACCUAAUCAACUCAAGGAUGGAUUGUCACAAUGGUCGUCUGGAAUCUGUGCAUGCUGCGAUGAUAUGCAGAGCUGUUUUAUUGGCCUUUUUUGUCCAUGCUUUCUGUUUGGGAAGAAUGCAGAACUUUUGGGCUCUCAAACAAUAUUUGGGUCAUGCGCAACUCAUUUCAUUUUGUGGGCACUUACAAAUACCGUCUGCUGCUUAUUGAGUGAUGGACUUUUGUGGAAUGUACCUGGAUGCUUUCUUGCAUGUUAUGCCUGUGGCUACCGCAAGGCCCUACGGUCGAAGUACAAUUUGCCAGAAGCACCUUGUGGAGACUUCGUGACCCACUUUUUCUGCCAUUUUUGCGCUAUCUGUCAAGAAUAUAGGGAGAUUCGUGAAAGAGCUGGUGGAUCCGGUUCCCAUGAGUUGAAUCUGACCGUUGUUACCCCGCCCACGACUCAAACAAUGGAAUCUAACCCGGAAACAUAGUUACAUCAUUGCUGGAGCUUCCGAGAAAUUCCGGUAAAUUAUCAGAUUGUUCUCUUAGUACAGAGUUCCUUCUUUCCCUCUUCUAUUCUUCUGGGAUUUUUCUGAGUUACUAAUUUUACUCUUAUUAUCAUGGGAUUUCCCCCCUUGCUUUAGUCUAGUUUAAUAUUAUUGUUAGAAAAUCAGUUAUAUUAGUAAUUGAUAAACUUUUGUUUAUUUUUUAUUCUUUGUAUUUCGAACAUGGAAACGGGAGAUGUAAUAUUUGGUAAGUUUAUAUUUAAGUCAUGUUGAUUUUA